Messenger RNA from Homarus americanus (American lobster), 1854 nucleotides. Its product is annotated as carbohydrate sulfotransferase 10-like. The record is from RefSeq and is a predicted model, not a curated record. Gene Ontology annotation, molecular function: sulfotransferase activity. Gene Ontology annotation, cellular component: membrane. Lineage: Eukaryota; Metazoa; Arthropoda; Malacostraca; Decapoda; Nephropidae. Gene Ontology annotation, biological process: carbohydrate biosynthetic process. The coding region runs from base 152 to 1441 and encodes 429 amino acids. The transcript is spliced from 6 exons.
AGUUUCUUUUAGAGCGUCUUUUAGGGUUAGGGUGUGGGAGGCGACGCACUACUGGUCAGUGCUCCUCGCAACUUUACCCAAGCAACACUCCACUCUCCCCGCGGACGAGGUUCCUCCUCCACCAGUCAAGGUUUACGUGAUACUAUUGACAAUGACGUUGUCCUUCCUCCGCCGAGUGAACGUCCUGGGAUGUCGAUCAAUAAUAAGGAAUGGGAUUUUAUUCACUUUAUUGAGCAGCGUCCUGUGUCUGUUAGCUCUGGUCCUGCUGGGGUUGGUGUCAGUGCAAACACUUAAACUACAACUAUUAACUGUCGACCAAGAAACAAGAGACGUGAGGCAGCACUCAGCGAGGCAAACAGUGAAUGUGAGUGACUCCGUCAGUGGGGAAGAGAAAAUCCGACCACACGUCCACCUUCAGAGUGCAAAUGUUACUGACAGUAUAGACAAUAAAAGAGAAUUCGUCACUGUUGAUACUGUAGACGUGGAGAAUACCAUACCAAGGAGAGUCAGCAACCUUCACCCGAAACAAUACCAUAAAGACGAGGUCCACAUGCCGGCCUCCUCCUGGACGAAGGAGAUGACGGAGGAGGAGAGAGCGGUGAUGGGGGAACGGAGGAACAUGGUGAAGAAGGUGUGUGGUUCUCUCAAGCUCCAGGGCGUACUGGCACCUGACAUGAAGAAAAUCUACAACAACUUGCUCUUCGUCAACGAGUACAAGAUGGUCUGGUGUCCGAUAUUUAAGGCUGCUUCCACCUCCUGGGUCAAGAACUUGUUGCUACUGGCAGGUAAAAAGAAGGUAGACUCAGGCGUCCAUCCUCUAUCCAGGAAGAUCUACGCCCAGCCGACAGACCCAGCGGAGAGGGAACGCCACCUUAAGAACUCAAUGAAGAUGAUGAUAGUGAGGCAUCCCUUGGAGCGUAUUCUGUCUGCUUACAGAGACAAGAUGCUUCGUGUCAGGAAUCCGAAAGGUAAGUUCGAGACAAUGCAGAAGAAGAUAGCCAGGGGGUACGUUGACCUGAGCACCAACACCUCCGCCACCAACCUAACCCAGCCCACCUUCACCCAGUUUCUCCUUAAGGUGAAAGAUGACAUAAAGAAAGCUUGGAAGUCCGGCGACAACAAAAUCAACAUGCACUGGCGGCCAUUUUGGUUGACCUGUGCGCCCUGCCACCUGACUUAUGACGUCAUCGCCCACGUGGAGACGCUGAACAUGGACCAAGAGUUCAUCAUCCGGGAGCUCGGCCUCCAGGACCACCUCCUCAACCUAUACACUCACGCCUCCAAUUUCGACGUGUACAACAAGACGAGUGAGGCGACCCGGCACUACUACAGUCAGGUGCCGCUCUCCCUACUGAAGGACAUCGUCAACUACUAUAGAUACGACUUUAACCUCUACGGAUACUCCCCAGACCCUUACUUUGAGUUAGCGAGGGCAGACUAAGUUUAGUUUAGUUUCAUAUUAUACAAGUAUAAUUUAGUGAUUUCAACACCUGAGGUGUUAUCACAACAAGAGUAUCAAGUGAAGACAGAGAGUUCAUGUCUAAUGACACUUCCUCACAAAAGGUGUGGAGGCAACAGGAGAGGCACUUAACGAGCUACAGUCACCCAGCUCUGCUUCACUCACACCCACCUUAUCCUGAGUAGCCUUCCUGUACAUCUAUACAGCAGUCAGGUACAACGGGAAGGACUUUGUUGGCGCCAACAUCAGGUCACAAGAAUGUCUACAGACCAGCUCCCACAGUACCAGAUCUAAGGUUAAUCUAUAUGGUGACUCUACGUUUCUUAUGUUUUUGUAUUGAAAGCUUUUGUCAAUCAAGUGACCCACUCCCAGAUUUCACCAUAUGUAACUUAUCA